UCCAAUUCAAAUGUGAGUAAAUGCAGAAACUUAGCAACUCGGUUUUAGACAUGUUUUUCAUAUGCCUGAAUCGAUUUUUUGGUUGCAGUUCCUUGUUUCUUCUUCCAUGGAUAAGACGGUUCGUCUAUGGAAAGUUGGCUGCGAUCGAUGUCUAAAUGUUUUUCAUCAUAACAAUUAUGUCACUUGUAUCCAGUUCAAUCCAAUCGAUAACAAUUACUUCAUUAGUGGCUCUAUAGAUGCAAAAGUUAGGAUUUGGGGAGUGUUGGAGAAAAGAGUUGUUCACUGGGUCGAUGUACGCAGCAUUAUAACUGCUAUAUGUUACCGGCCAGACGGAAAGGAAUUUAUUGUCGGUUCCAUUAGAGGCACUUGCCAUUUUUAUGAGGUAUCAGGCGACAACAUUAAUUUGGAGGCCGAGGUUCAAAUUCCCGGCAGAAAGAAAACUUUGGGCAACAAGAUAACAAAUAUUCAGUUCUCCCAGGAUGAACCUCACAAAGUUAUGGUAGCGUCAAAAGAUUCCAAACUCCGAAUACUUGACGGCGUAGAUAUUGUUCGUAAAUUUAAAGGAUUACCGAAGUCCGGAAGUCAGAUGUCGGCAUCUUUCACGUCGACAGGGAGACAUAUAAUUUCGGUUGGAGAAGACUGUCAUGUUUACGUCUGGAACUACAAUGACAUGUGCCCCCGAACAUCGAAACACACGAAAUCUGUUUCGUCUUGCGAGCACUUCUUCUGUGAAGAUGUGUCCGUUGCAAUACCUUGGUUAGGCCAGCGGUUGGAUCGGAGUCACUUGGACUGCUAUCCAAGAGAGGAUCGGAUAGAGAGUGCUUCUCGAAUCAGAGAUACGCAACGAUUCUUUCUUGGUAACUGGUUCUCCAUUGACAGCUCCUUCAAGGGCUCUGCAACAUGGCCCGAAGAAAAGCUUCCGUUAUGGGAUACAUCAUUUGCGGAAGAUGAAUUAUAUGCAUAUAAUCACCAGCAACUCCGUCAAAACAGCGAGUAUCACACGUCCCUACCGGAAACAUGGGGGCUCGUUAUAGUUUCAGGCAGUCGGAAUGGAACAAUCAGGACGAUCCAGAACUAUGGAUUGCCUGCUACUCUAUAGGAGGUCGACUUCAUUCAACUUAUUUGUAAAUUUUUCCUGGUUGGUAUUCAA
This is a messenger RNA of Hibiscus syriacus, 1150 nucleotides long. Its product is annotated as WD repeat-containing protein 44-like. The transcript has 6 exons. Gene Ontology annotation, molecular function: protein binding. The record is from RefSeq and is a predicted model, not a curated record. The coding region runs from base 62 to 1099 and encodes 345 amino acids. Lineage: Eukaryota; Viridiplantae; Streptophyta; Magnoliopsida; Malvales; Malvaceae.